Diospyros lotus (date-plum) is the source of this 3747-nucleotide messenger RNA. RefSeq names its product scarecrow-like protein 14. The transcript is spliced from 3 exons. NCBI's taxonomy places the organism in Eukaryota, Viridiplantae, Streptophyta, Magnoliopsida, Ericales, Ebenaceae. Gene Ontology annotation, biological process: regulation of DNA-templated transcription. The record is from RefSeq and is a predicted model, not a curated record. Gene Ontology annotation, cellular component: nucleus. Bases 246 to 2501 code for a protein of 751 amino acids. Gene Ontology annotation, molecular function: sequence-specific DNA binding; DNA-binding transcription factor activity.
UUCCCACUUCCCACUGCUGCUGCCAGUGGAGGGAGGCAGGGAGUGAGGGAGAAAGAAGCCAACGGUACCAUUCCUUUGAAGAAGAAUGGGUUGGGUUAUUCAUGUCGAGUCGGAGGAAGUUUCCCGGUCAUAAACUAGAACGCCAGGUCUACAUCAUCGUUUCAGAUAAGUCUCCUUCAUUUGGACUAGGCCAAUUCCUUCAACUUGACUAUUAGGGUUGACUGGUUUUAGCUCAUUUAUUAUAUAUGGUUCUCAUCCCCCCUUUUUUUAAUCACUGCCACUGGGCAUCCUUGUUACAGCGAUCUUUAUUGAGUUCUGUCUCAUGCGAGCAGACCACAGGUUUAGUUCUUGAAGUUGGAUUUCCGUCAAAUUUCUGUACCAGGAAGGUGUCCAUGGAUUUGUAUCACCGGUCAUUUUCUGGUUCCACGGAUGGAUGUGAGUCAGAACAGGAGUCUGUUUCAGCCUAUUCAGAUCCUAAUUCGAUUACAGGAUUUCAACUUGAAGAUGUGAACCGACAAUAUGAAUACUCGAAUGUUCUCCCCAUUUCAGGUGGUCCAGCCCCUGCAAUUCACUCCACGGAUUUGUCUGUGAGCUGUAGUGGAGAUUCUGCAGAAAAAUAUGAUUUCUGUGACUCUGUUCUCAAGUACAUAGACCAGGUAUUAAUGGAAGAUGACAUGGAAGACAAGGCCUCCAUUUUUGAGGACUCCACUCUUCAUGCUGCUGAGAAAUGCUUCUAUGAUAUACUUAAUGAAAGAAAUCCUUCCUUGCCCAAUCUGGUGAUGCCCCGUGAGGAAACAACUAGCGCCCAAUGUAGCAGCAGUUACGGUGGCAGCUCUUCUGAUGCUGACAUCAUGGUUAAAUUUGGUGCAAGUAUAUCUCCUCUUAUGCACGUUCCUUCUGUUGACCAUUCAUUACUGACUAACUCACAAUCAUUUUCCUCUAUAAGAUUCCCUUGUCAUAGUGUUAUUGAACCCGUGAAGUCUGUUGUGAAUUGGGGGGGGAUAGAGAACCCAAGGAACAUUAUACCUAGUGAAAAUGGCGUAACUUUUAAUUUUGUAGCAUCAGCUAUAGCAAAGGAAAAGGAUGAAGGGGACUGCCAGGGUAGUUUAUCGAGGGGAAGAAAAUGUCUUCACCGAGAGGAGAGUGCCUUAGAUGAAGGGAGAAGUAACAAGCAGUCGUCAGUAGAUGUUGAGGAGUCUGUUUUACACGAGAUGUUUGUUAAGGUAUUGUCCUUUGGCGAGUCUGCAUUACACACUUCUGAUGAUGACCUGCCAACUGAGGCAGGCAGAAAGGGGCGGGAAUAUGAGCAAGCAAAAAUAUAUGAUGAAGAAAGAACCUACUACAAGAAAGGAAUUGCGAAAAAGGAAGCACUUGAUAUGAGGCGACUCUUGAUACAGUGCAUGCAAUCUGUGGCAGACAAUGAUCUGAUGACAGCAACUAAACUACUGAAGCAUAUAAGGUUGCUUUCAUCUCCACUGGGUGAUGCAUCCCAGAGGUUGGCUCAUUACUUUGCUAAUGGUCUCGAGGCACGCCUGACCAGUUCUAGGACCCCAGAAUAUAAACCCUUUUCUGUCCAGUGCUUAGUGGAAGCUGAUGUUUGGAAAGCUUAUAAAUUGUACGCGUCAGCAUUUCCUUUCCUGGGGAUUUCUUAUUUCGUUGCAACCCAAAUGAUCAUGGAACUGGCUGAGAAAGCUACUUGUCUUCACAUUAUUCAUUUUGGUAUUUCUCUUGGCCUCCAAUGGCCCCCGCUUAUUCGCCGUUUAUCUGAAAGACCUGGCGGACCUCCCAAGCUUCGCAUAACGGCAAUAGACCUUCCCCAAAUUGGUUUCCGACCAGAUGCAAGGGUUAAGGAAACAGGACGGCGUUUAGCAACUUAUUGUGAGAAGUUGAAGGUUCCAUUUGAGUACAAUGGCUUCGGACAAAAAUGGGAAACUGUUAGUGUUGAGGAUCUCAGGAUUCAGAACGAGGAGGUGCUUGUUGUUAACAGUUUGUACCAGUUUCAACACUUACUUGAUGACACAGUUACGGAGCGUAGUUCAAGGGAUGCAGUUUUAAACUUAAUCAGGAGGAUUAAUCCAGAUAUUUUCAUACAUGGAGUGGUUAAUGGCACCUAUAAUUCCCCAUUUUUUGUAUCACGGUUCCGGGAGUGUCUCUUCAAUUUCUCUUCUUGGUUUGAUAUGUCGGAUGCUAAUGUGCCGCGUCAUAAUCAGGAUAGAAUCAUGCUUGAGAGGGAAAUGUGGGGGAAGGCCAUUUUGAAUAUCAUAGCAUGUGAAGGGUUAGAUAGAGUUGAAAGGCCAGAGACAUACAGGCAAUGGGAGAUUCGGACACUCAGGGUAGGGUUCAAGCAGCUUCCUUUGAAUCAGGAGAUUCUUAAGGAAGUAAGAGCUAAGAUCAAAUCAUCGUACCACAAGGAAUUUUUUAUCGACAAGGCCGACAAGUGGAUUAUGUGUGGAUGGAGAGGUCGAGCCUUCUUUGCCAUCUCGUCUUGGAAGCCUGCCUAGCUAGCUGUUAGACAUCUGUCGAUGCAUGGAGGCAAUCAAUAGAGAGUUAUGACUGACCCAUCGCCCACGAGCGCCGGCACUGGCAAUGCUUUUGGACUGGUUCCACUUUCAAUUUCCUCCAUUCAAAUGUACUACUUACGGGGUACGUCUGUCUGGUGAGUUUAAUAUAAUAUAAUAUAAUAUAAUAUUUAAAAAAGGUAAUGCUCCUCCUACUUCCCCGCAGAAGAAAUAUAUAUAAAAGUCCUAAAUAUGAUUCCAGUCAACCUCACCUAUAUAUGAUUAAACUUAGUUAUGGCAAAUCGUUAUAUGGCGACGGCUAGCGGACUUUUAAUUAAGUCAAAUGGGGUUGGCUUGACUUUUUUUAUCUUUUAUUUUUUACUAUAAUUAAAUCAAUGAAAAAUUAUAGUGAUUCUCUCUGUCCACACUGGUGGUGGUUGAACAACUUCAACUUGAGGCAUGGUGAUUGGAUUCAUGUCCAAGAAGCCUCGUUUGUUUCAGAUGAGUCUUCUCUUUCAUAUGGAGAACUUGUAUCUUGACCGUUUGGGUUCCCAAAUUCAAGUUUCACUUUUCCGGCAGCGUGCUUUUAUUAUAUAGAGAGGGUUUAUCCAUUUCUUUUUUUAUUAUUAUUAUUUCUUAGUCACUAGGUGUCCAUGUUAUGCAACAUCUUUCUUGGGUUCUGUUCCGUGUGAUGAGGUAUGUGUUCUUGCUUCUUUUUGCUUUGUUAUAUGUACCCAAUCAGGGCGAAUGGAUCCCUUGAAGAUUCUUGAGUUUCUCUAUUCUUCAGAUUGUUAUCUUAUUGUUCUUCUCCUUGGGAAUGGUGAAAUUGAGAUGAUAUCACAAAAAAGAUUCCUCAAUUUCUCUGUUCCCAAAUCAAUUUCUCCGUUUAUCUUGGUCUUCUGAUCUCUCCUAUCUUACACAUUGUUGCUGAUUUUAAUAUAUGCGUCAAACUGUAUCUAGGCUUUGUGUGGGCGAGGAUUUCUUGGUUUAUUCAUAUUAUCUUCCUCUUGAUUCUUGUUUGGUGAUAAAGUUUUCUUUUCAUCUAUUAAAGACAGAAAACAGUUGCUAUUUUGUAUGUCAUUAGACCACAGGUUUAGUUCUUGAAGUUGGAUUUCCAUCGAAUUUCUUACCAGGAAGGUGCUCAUGGGUAGUAAGUAGACAUUUUCCACUUCUGAGGAUGGCUGCGAAUCAGAACAUGAGUCUGCUUCAGCCUAUUCAGAUCCUAAUUUGAUUACAGGGUUUCAACUCG